UUAGCGACAAGUCUUCCUCAGUUUAUGCGAGCAACUAUUCGCAUUGUGUUGAUUUUCUUAAUUAAAAAUUUGAAUUCCUAAAAGUGAAUUUGCACCUCAUUUUAACGAUGAGGUACGUAAUUGCUUCAAUGAUAUGUCUCGGCUGUAUGAUAAACAACGUGGUAAGGGGGAAUAUGUCGAUCAUAAUUUUGGCUAUGACGAAACCACUUUACAACACAACAUCGGAAGCACUGCCUGAUUACGGUCCUCGAUAUGCAUGGUCCGCAUAUGAGCAAAGUUUAGUAAUUGGUUCAUAUUUUUGGGGAGGUACCGUGACGAUGUUCAUUGCCGGAAUAUUUGCUGAACGGUAUGGUGCACGGAAAGUGAUUGGACUUGGUAUAAUAGUUGCUGCGAUACUAUCUGGAGUAGCACCAGUAGCAGCAAAUUAUCUCUGGUUAUCAAUUGUAGUUCGGUUUUGUAGUGGAAUGGCAAUGGCAACGGUAUCUCCAUCUAUGCAGGCUCUCAUUUCGAACUGGGCCCCACCAGAAGAGAAAGGCAAGUUUUUGUCAGCGUAUUUGGCUAACGGUAUUGGUACCGUCAUAGAUUGGUCCAUUUCCGGUUAUAUAAUCAAAUACCUCGGAUGGGACUACGCAUUUUAUGUAGUCGUCCUUAUACUUGGCAUAUACGCAGUAGCAUGGUACGGUAUUGUCUACGAUUCGCCAAAGAAGCAUCCUUACAUAUCAACAGAAGAGAAGGAAUUCAUUUUGAGUAAAGUGAAGAUGACAUCAGUGAAGAAACCUUGGCCACCUAUUAAAUCUAUGAUGAUCUCAGUGCCAUUUUGGGCUCUAGUUAUCUUCCAUUCUGGAAUUUUAUUUGCGCAAUUCAUCUUUCUAACAGCUGCACCCAAAUAUCUGAGUGAAGUUCAUCAUUUCGAUAUAGCAACAACGGGGCUUCUUAGUAGCAUUCCUUAUCUUGCAAGAUUCAUAUUUGGAAUUGGCUUCGGAUUUCUUGGCGAUUAUAUGUUCAAAAAUCAAGUACUCAGUUCGAAAUCCAUACGAAAGGGUUUUGCAGUAUGCUCCCAUAUUCUACCGGCAUGCUUCCUCGUUGGCCUUAUGUUUGUCGACAAUCGACCUUACGUUAGUAUUACGUUUAUAUCACUGGCACUGGGUUUUUCUGGUGCAAUAUCGAUCACCUCUAUGCAAAAUCCACAUGAUCUUUCACCUAACUUUGCCACAACUAUUUUCGCGUUCAUACACACAGUUGGAUCAGCAUCGGGCUUUAUUGCUCCCUUGGUCAUCGCCCAUUUUACAAAGAUAAAGAGUUCUGACGAAGAGUGGCAGUACGUAUUUCUAAUUGGAGCCGCUACGCUCGUCGCCAGCGCUAUAAUUUUUAUUGUGUUUGGUCGUGUGACUGUUCAGAAAUGGAACAAAAUCGAUAAUGAGAAGACGGAAAUGAAAUUAUUAAGUCCAUUAGCACCAUUGGCUAAAUUUGAAAAAGCCAAACUAUAGUUCUAUUACGGCUGUGUCAGAUGACUGCUCAAUGGGCAGAGUAUCAUUCUAUAUAACGUAAAAAGCAUAAUACGCUCUAAUGAUAUUUUUGAUAAGAUUAUGAAAUAAACAAGAUGAGACAAACAAAAAA
Molecule: messenger RNA, 1617 nt
Organism: Bradysia coprophila
Lineage: Eukaryota; Metazoa; Arthropoda; Insecta; Diptera; Sciaridae
Biological process (GO): transmembrane transport; monoatomic anion transport
Cellular component (GO): membrane
Molecular function (GO): transmembrane transporter activity
Source: RefSeq, a predicted model, not a curated record